Pyricularia oryzae 70-15 is the source of this 4539-nucleotide messenger RNA. Its product is annotated as canalicular multispecific organic anion transporter 1. Gene Ontology annotation, molecular function: ATP hydrolysis activity; ABC-type transporter activity; ATP binding. The coding region runs from base 29 to 4369 and encodes 1446 amino acids. The transcript has 11 exons. Gene Ontology annotation, cellular component: membrane. Lineage: Eukaryota; Fungi; Ascomycota; Sordariomycetes; Magnaporthales; Pyriculariaceae. The record is from RefSeq and is a predicted model, not a curated record. Gene Ontology annotation, biological process: transmembrane transport.
ACAAGAUCAAAACCUCCCUGCGUUCAGGAUGGAAUGUCCUGCCGACGCAGACCGCGUCUUUGGACCUGCCAUCCAGGGUUGCCGUUCUGAUUUCGACUUUACGCUUCUCUUUCAGGAUUCGGUCCUAGGCAUCCUGCCAUCUUCGGUACUGAUCAUCUUGGCAGCAGCCAGACUUGUAUUUUUGGCUCGCCGACACGCCGUUGCAAGCCUCAACUGGCUGUACCAUUCCAAGAUUGGCUUCAACAUUCUGUCAUUUGCACUGCAACUCACCAUCUUGGUCCAAAGAUGCCGCAUCCAAGACCUGGAAACCAGCGCGGCCAUCCCUUGGGCGACUCUCGGACUGGCCGCGACGUGUGCUCUAUUUCUCCUCUCUGCAGUGGAGCACAGGAGAUCAGCUCGGCCAUCGUCCCUCAUCGUUGCCUAUUUGUUCAUCUUUGUCUUGACGGAAGCCACCCGCGCAAGGACGUAUUAUCUCAAGAGGCAAACGGUGGCCGCUUCCAUCACAGCUGCCAACUGCUGUGUAAAGUUUGUGCUCUUGAUCCUGGAAGAGCAAAAGAAGACCCUCCGCUCCGGCUCAGAUGGCUCCCGCAAAAAAGCAGCAUCAGAGGACCUGGCGGGACCGACCAACCAGACCUUCUUCCUCUGGCUGAACAGGCUAUUUUUGACUGGAUACAGGCGCGCUUUCACCACCACGGAUCUUGAACUGAUCAGCAGCCCUUUGUAUGUCAAAAGCAUCCGUGCUCAGUUCCAUGGAAUGACCAACGGCCAAACCGCCAACGGACACUCCCUUUUUUCCUCUUCCACCAAUACCUUCGCCCUGCUGGCCUUCACAUCCCUAGGAUCUUAUGCGCUCGCUCCAGUGAUCCCACGACUGGCGGUGACCGGCUUCACUUUUUCACAGUCGUUCCUCGUCACUGCCCUGCUGGACUAUUUGGAGAAUGGACGAGAUAGGCCGGCCAGCCACGGCUACGGGCUUCUAGGCGCCUACGCUUUUGUUUACAUUGGCAUAGCUGUCUCAAACAGCUGGUACUCGCGCCAUACCUAUAAAUCAGUGUCGAUUAUUCGUGGAGGCUUGAUCGUGUCCAUCUUCGAAAAGGUGCUGCGACUAGGCGAGGAUAGUAGCAUUGAAGCCAAGGCAACCACACUCAUGAUUUCGGACGUUCAGCGUAUUGUUGGUGGUCUCGUCUACAUUCACGAGGUUUGGGCAGGCGUGCUGGAAACCGCCUUGGCAACGUACCUCCUACAACGAGUAAUGGGGGUCUCUUCCGUGGCUAUGCUGGGUCUUGCCCUCUCUUGCGGCGUAGGCGCAUAUUUUGUCGCCGGCAACAUGAGCCUCCAGCAGGGAAAAUGGUUGAAGGCGAUGGAGCAGCGCAUCGAUGCCACAAAACGGCUAUGCGACUCCCUAAAAGCUGUCAAAAUGCGCGGGGCGGAAACAAGAGUCAGCCGAGUGGUGAACGAGCUGAGGCGACUAGAGAUACAAGCAGCACGCCCAUUCCGUGCCCUGAUAACCGCGUCCGUCAUCUUGUCGUAUAGCACCAUGACACUCUCACCAUUGCUCGUCUUUGCAGCUUACAUUGGCGUCAACGGCAACGAUGACAAUCUCGACUCGGCCACAAUGUUCUCUUCUCUUGUCCUCAUCGCACUUCUUGGCUCUCCGUUGGUUCAUUUGUUCCAAGCUAUGCCGGCUCUCGGUUCCGCUCACGGUUGCUUCGAGCGUAUUCUCGCCUUUCUCAAGACCCCAGAGAAGCCUCUUACCAUUAAAAACGAGCCAGAAACAAUGCCUGAAAGUAAUAGAGGCACCAAAGAUGCAUCUAUCCAGCGCUCAGAGGCCAAUGAGACUGCGUUAUCCAUCCGCCAUGCUUCGAUCGGUUGGUCUCCCGACGAGCCUGUGCUCAAAGACAUUAAUCUGCAAAUCCAAAAAGGUUCCUUUGUUGCUCUUGUCGGCAAGACCGGGUCAGGCAAGUCACUCUUGCUAAAGUCGGCCAUCGGAGAGGGCGGCCACGUAUCGGGCUCCAUUGACAUUUCCCUGGACAAGGUUGCGUACUGCAGCCAAUCGCCCUGGCUGGAGAACAUAUCGGCAGAGCAUACGUGGACCCAGUUUGGAGAGUCAGGAGACGCAAAAUGGCUUGCAGGUGUCAUCGACGCCUGUUGCUUGGACGACCUGACUGGCUUACCCGACUACAGAACAGGUCGGAUUGGUAGCGGCGGCGCUCGCCUUAGCGGAGGUCAAAAGCAACGUUUGGCGCUUGCGAGAGCAAUAGCUACUCGUAAGGACAUUGUUCUAUUGGACGAUGUGUUUAGUGCAUUGGAUCGUACUACGAAACAUCAUAUAGCCACACGGCUUCUCGGGCCCGAGGGGCUUUUGCGAAGGCUGGGAACGACAGUAUUAUUUGCAACUCACGACUCAUCUAUAGCAAAUCUAGCCGACCAAGUGUACGAGAUCACCGUCGACGGGAUCCUCACGCCGGUCCUCGUGCAGAAGCCGGCCGAUGAUGAAGGGACGAAACAUGAAGACUCUGACGCAAAAUACACAGUCACGGACGCAAGCAACGAUGAGAAGACGUCGACGGCACCAGAUCAUGGUACUAAUACCGUUAUGACGCACAAGGUCGAAAAUGGAGGCGAGGCCACGGGGACUUCUGUCUCGGAUAAAAAAGUCUACUUGAGAUAUGCACGUGCUAUGGGCUUCAAAAAUGCUGCAACUUUCUUGUUCUUGGUUAUGGGAUGCGCGGUAUGCUUCAAAAUACCAGAUCUCUGGGUCCAAUGGUGGUCCACCGCAAUUAAACAAGGCACCACGUACAGCAGCAGCUACUGGAUAGGAAUCCUCGCGCUGCUAGAGGUGCUCCCGCUUCUGAUGCUGUGGCUCUCGCUCUUUCAUGUAUUGUUCUUCAUAGUGCCCAGGUCGGCUUCUACCAUGCACGACAGCCUUCUUCGGACAGUCCUCCUGGCGCCAUUUGGAUUCAUCAGCCGCGUCGACACGGGCAGCCUCAUGAACCGCUUCAACCAGGAUCUGAUGUUUGUGGACACUCGCCUCCCCAUUGAUCUCUUCAACACCUCGAUCGACUUCUUCAUAACCAUUAUCCAGUUGAUACUGGUAGUCUUGGUCUCCAAAGAAGCGCUCGCCAUACUUCCCGUCGUAUUCGGCGCCCUGUAUCUCAUCCAGAAGGUCUACCUUCGAUCGUCCAAGCAGCUGCGUCUGUUGGACCUCGACUGGAAGGCAGAUCUGCACACCGCAUUUGGCGAGACCACGGCUGGACUCUCCGUCAUCCGCGCCAACGGCUGGCUGGACCCCAUGCGAGCAAAGUUCGCCGAGAAGCUGGAUCGCUCGCAGGAGCCGUUUUACCUGCUCUACAUGGUGCAGAGGUGGCUCCAGCUUGUACUGAACCUCGUGGUGGCGGGGCUGGCCAUUGCCAUCGCCGGCGUCGCCAUCGGGUUGCGAGAUAAAGUCGCCGCCGGCGCUGUGGGCGUCGCGCUCCUAAACACCACCACCCUCGGCGAGACGCUGACCAACUUUAUCAUGUCCUGGACCUCACUCGAGACCUCGCUCGGAGCCAUCGCCCGCGUCUGCACAUUCGAGCAGGACACCCCGCGAGAACGUGAGGAGCCGUCGACUACAGAUCUGCCAGACAAUCGGCCCGGCGCCGGCCAGAUCAGUUUCGAGAACGUCUGGGCCACCUAUGAAGAUGAGGGAUGCGGCAGCAACUGGGGGCUCAGCGGCAUCACCCUUGCCGUGCAGCCAGGCGAGCGGGUUGCCGUGUGCGGACGUACCGGCUCGGGCAAGUCGACGCUGCUGCUCGCUCUGCUGGGAAUGCUCCACACGCCUGCUGGGAGCAUCCGCAUAGAUGGCGUCGACACGUCCACCCUGCCGAUUGACGUCCUGCGUCGUCGAUUCACGGUCGUUUCCCAGGACAGCUUCUUCGAGCCGACGUCGACGUUCCGCCAAGAGCUCGACCCGAGCGGUGACAUGUCGGAUCAGAUCAUCGAGGAGGUGCUCCGGGAAUGCCGCGCAUGGGAGAUUGUCGACGGCUCGGGCGGUCUGGGGGGUAAGCGGGCGGACGCAAACCUCUCGGCGGGCGAGGUCCAGCUCUUGGCCAUUGCGAGACUCGUGCUGCAGUGGCAAAGCCAGCCGGCAGGGUCGGGCGGCAUCAUCCUCCUCGAUGAGGCGACCAGCAACCUGGAUCGGCAGACCGAAGUCCUUGUGGAAUCGAUCAUGGCCGCGAGGCUGCAGCACGCGACUGUCGUCUCCGUCAUGCAUCGACUGGAAGCGGUGGCUGCGUACGACAAGGUUGCCGUUUUGGACAAGGGCGUCCUGGUGGACUUUGGGCCCGUUACGGAUGUCAUGGCCAGAUGCGAACUUUUUACCGGAUGAGCAGCAGGCAUUAGCAUCGCUUUGAUAGCUGCGCCUGUCGUUGCAGCGCUAGAGAAAUAUCAUACCCUUCCUGGGAUGGUCCCUCGAACAUGCCCUGUACAAUCAUCCCGACAGACCGGUUCGGCCCUAUUCUAGCCCCGCACCAAUAUAUACUACGUAUAGUACAUUUG